Molecule: messenger RNA, 11271 nt
Organism: Cydia pomonella (codling moth)
Lineage: Eukaryota; Metazoa; Arthropoda; Insecta; Lepidoptera; Tortricidae
Product: tetraspanin-33-like
Exons: 7
Coding region: 211-1074 (287 amino acids)
Biological process (GO): protein maturation; protein localization to plasma membrane
Cellular component (GO): membrane
Source: RefSeq, a predicted model, not a curated record
UACACUCAAUAAAAAAAGAUGUCUACUUUAGUCUAUGCUCAGCUGUCAAACCAAUAAAAUAAUCGAGCGGACGUUGUGGUUGGAGAAACAGAAUUACUCAUCAAUGGAUUAUUUAUAUUUAUUAUAUGUUAUUGUAAAUAGUAAACUCCAGUAGUAUUUUUGAGCCCCAAAUUAUUUUUAUUAUCUGUUAUAUGACGUAAAAAAAUAAUCAUGCAGCGUCGAAGGGGACCAAACUUUACUUACGUUAGUGGUUGUGUGAAGUAUAUGAUAUUUGUGCUGAAUUUUAUAUUUUGGUUGCUCGGAGGACUACUGAUAGCCGUUGGAUUAUACGCAUUCCUGGACAAAUGGCAGGCUACGGGACUCAUAAAGUUGGACACAGUAUACGACGUGAUGCUGAACAUCAGUCUGUUACUCGCGUUGCUGGGGGCCGUGGUGUUCGUCGUUAGUUUCGCAGGAUGUGUUGGUGCCUUGCGGGAAAACACAUGCUUGCUCAAAUUUUACUCCCUCUGCCUUCUAAUCUUGUUCCUUGUGGAGAUGGGCGGCGCCGUCUGCGGCUUCGCGUUCCCGCGCUCACUUCACGGCUUCCUCGAGAUCGGCUUCACGGAGAGAGUUCUUCACGCAUAUAGAGAUGACCCUGAUUUGCAGAACUUCAUUGACUUUGCUCAGAGCGAUUUCCAUUGCUGCGGUCUCACCUCCGACGGCUAUAUGGACUGGUCGAAGAACGAGUACUUCAACUGCUCAUCGCCCUCUGUUGAGCGGUGCGGGGUUCCAUUCUCGUGCUGCAUCAACGCCACGGACAUUGCCUCGGGGCUGGUCAACAUCAUGUGUGGAUAUGGGGCCCAGAACUAUCCUGUGGCCGAAGCGAGCAAGCGUGUCUGGACAAGCGGGUGCAUAGAAAUAGUUCGCUCCUGGAUGGAACGCAACUUAUACACUAUAGCGUCCGUGGCUCUGGGGGUAGCGCUAUCACAGCUGUUCGUCAUCUACCUGGCCAAGACUUUAGAGGGACAGAUCGAGCUGCAGAAAUCCAGGUAUGAUGUGUACAAGUAUGGAUGGAGCGUAACUUAUACACUGUAACGUCCGUGGCUCUGGGGGUAGCCCUGUCACAGCUGUUCGUCAUCUACCUGGCCAAGACUUUAGAGGGACAGAUCGAGCUGCAGAAAUCCAGGUAUGAUGUGUACAAGUGUGGAUGGAGCGUAACUUAUACACUGUAACGUCCGUGGCUCUGGGGGUAGCCCUGUCACAGCUGUUCGUCAUCUACCUGGCCAAGACUUUAGAGGGACAGAUCGAGCUGCAGAAAUCCAGGUAUGAUGUGUACAAGUGUGGAUGGAGCGUAACUUAUACACUGUAACGUCCGUGGCUCUGGGGGUAGCGCUGUCACAGCUGUUCGUCAUCUACCUGGCCAAGACUUUAGAGGGACAGAUCGAGCUGCAGAAAUCCAGGUAUGAUGUGUACAAGUAUGGAUGGAGCGUAACUUAUACACUGUAACGUCCGUGGCUCUGGGGGUAGCCCUGUCACAGCUGUUCGUCAUCUACCUGGCCAAGACUUUAGAGGGACAGAUCGAGCUGCAGAAAUCCAGAUGGCAGACAUGAAACAGGGGCACGGCGGGCGCCUACCGCGACGACUGCCGCCGCGCGCUGCUGUAGCCCGCGCCCGCUCCCGCCUCCGCCUCCGCCUCCGCCCCCGCCCCCGCGCCCGCGCCCGCCGCCGCUCUGCAUCUCUAACCGCCCGACACAGCAGCGGCCGGCUGAGACCGCGCCCGCCUCCGCUCUCGCUCCCGCUCUGCAUCUGCUUUUUAACCGGUAUACAAGAGAAAGAAUAUGUAAGUAUUGUAAGUGAUUAGAUGUGAUUUAGUGGUGGGCAGUGUGAGGGAGUGUCAUGGGGCAUACUUUUAAGCGAAGCCAUUGUUACAAUUUCAUUACUCACUAGGGUACAGUCGUCGUGAAAUAUAUCGGAGCGGUCGAGGUGUUCAAAAAUAUCUGAGCACGCGUUGUAACGCCUUGACAAUAGGUAUGUUCAGAUAUUUGUGAGAACCUUGAUCGCGCAGAUAUAUUUGAUGGCGAUUGUACUUAACUCUUUGAACGCCGCAGUCGGGCAUAACUAACAAAAGUUGAAAUAUAAAAUUAACCGAUAAUAGUACAUUACGAUACAAGUGCGAAAAAUAGGAAAUUCGAAACGAGUGGCGAUAAAUUAAAACACGACCGAAGGGAGUGUUUUAAAUCGACACGAGUUGCGAAUUACCUAUUCGCACAUGUAUCGUACAACGUUUUACAGUACAUAUGGCCCUUUAAAUGUUCGACACAGUAACAUAAUAUGCUACUUCUCGCACUAGUGCUAUAAAGUAGCCCCAUAUGUACUGUAAAGUUUAUUAUUGCGUAUUAUAUAACAUAGUCCUGGCGGUCAAAAAGUUAGUAUAAUAAGCUAAAGGAGUCAAGUUUUUUUUGUUCGAUCUGUUUUCUAUAUACGCUUGAUAUGGUAAACACUUCUUUCGGAGCAAUAAUCAUAUAUAAAAAAAUUGACGAAGCCCUCCAGUGGUGAUCGGAUUAGAACCGGCGUCCUUAGGUCACCACCUCUCACCACUUCACCACUCGAGGGCUUCAAUACUUUUUCUUUAAGAUAUAACAUCUAUUUCAUAUUAUAAUUAGAUGAUGAGAGAUGACAUUAUUACUUAUACAAAAAAAAAAAACACAAUUAUUUUUAACUUACCAAAAUUCGCAUUAAAGUAUUUCCCAUGACUGUAAGGCACGAAAACCUUUGGCGUGAGGCAGGCGUAACACAGUGGAAAUGUGUAACACAGUGGAAAGGUGUAACACAGUGGAAAUGUGUAACACAGUGGAAAGGUGUAAAACAGUGGAAAGGCUUUGUACUUGAGGACGCAUUAUCCAGUGUAACACAGUGGACUCUUUAGGUGUAUUGAAGUGUUACGUAACACAGUGGACUUGAACGGAUUUAUACUGUCAUAUAACAAACUAGGUUUGUAUUAUGACGUUAGCCAAAAAAGCAGCUUAAAUAUAGUAAAAUUUCCAUCACAUUGCAAAACAAACUUUGUUCUCCAAGAAAUAAUGUCUACAUUACGCUAUCAAUGUGAAUGAGAUAUGUCGUUGAGAUGGUAAGAAGUCGAUUGUUUUGUGGGUUUUAAAUAUAAUGUAUUAGUAUUAUAAAAAAUAUGUUAUAAGAAUAUAUCUGCGAUUUAUUAAAUAUAAAAUUAAGCGUACUGGAAAAUGAAAUAUAAGCAUUUCUAUCGCAAAACUAAUAUUAUAUAUGAAUGGAUCACGAGCCAGCAAAAGAUAUUAUAUUAACAAGUUCUAUUCCUGUGAUUAAGGGUAAUGUAUCAUGAAGCCUCGUGAACGUCAGAACCCACUCGUCAAUGGUAAGAAAUAAAUAAAUUUUUUUUUUACUUGCAAUGUAUGUUUUUUCUAUAAUUUGAUUAACCUGAAACUUCACAUACAUAUGUAAGUUGGGUGACAAUGCAAUAUUAUGGUACCAUCGAGCUGAUCUGAUGAUGAAGACAGGAGGUGGCCAUAGGAACUCUGAUAAAACAACGCAACCUGAUUGUGUUUAGGUUUGUUAGAAUUGUCUCGAUGAGUAUUAGUUGACUGUUGAAUGAAAAGUACAGUCAGCGAUAAAAACUUGUAUCAAAAUUGAAAAUAUUAAUAAAAAACUUAUUACUUGUUAGGGUAGCGGACUUCUAUUGAACGCAGCGGCAGCUGACGUUGACGAAACUUCAUCAUACAUCUUCUUUAACCACUUGACGAAUUAUCGUCCGGGAGAGAAUUACUAACGCAGUAUCUGACUCAGAAGCGUAAAGCGAUAUAAUUGUGCAAUAUUAAACAGAACAGGAAAGAAAGCUAUAAAAAAGCAUUUAAUAUAAAAAAAUGUGGUUGAAAGUGUCAUUAAAGCCAUAAUAUGGCAUAAUAUGUGCCAUUAUGUAUUUUAAACUUCAAAGUGUUAAGAUCCGACAAAUGCAUUUAUUAAUAGAAUCUCAAAGUAUUUAUUGCAUUUAUUACCAGAACGUGUCUAAAAAAACCUGUACUCGCACCAUUUUUUAUUUGGGAAAUUAUGUGAAAAAUUUAAGUGUGUACAGUCACAUGUCAUUCAAACUACUAACGGUAUGAAAUGUCCAAUGUAAAGUAAACCCUAGAUGUCUCAACUAUUAAAGUCCGUGACUGUACUAAAAAGUACACGUUUGCAAGUUUUUUCGAUUGAAAUAAGGAGAAAAAUAAGUCUAAAACGGUAUAAUAUUCGUACUAUUAUGUGAAUUAUUUAAAGAUUGGUAAAAUUAGGGAAAAAAAAUCAAGAGACACUAUUUCGCUCUGCAAUGUUCAGUAGAAGUGAAGUACUUAAUAUUUUCUAACAAAAAUGGGGUAGUCGUUAUCAAUAUGAAAUGUAACCCGUCAGAACCCCGAUAUUUAUAUACUAUGUAUUUUUACAACGAUAUAAGAUUCAAUACUGACAUCAUAUGACGUCACUAGGCACCAGGGGGUUAAAACUAAUAAAAUAACUAAAGAUUAACCACAGAAUCUUACCUGGCAAUAAAAAAAACGGACAGACAGACGGACAUGAUGAAUCUAUAAGGGUUCCUAUUUUUGCCAUUUGGCUACGGAACCCUAAAAACAACUAUGAUAUGAAGUGAAACCUACCUAGCUUGAAACAGUUUUUAUAAGCAAAAUCGUUGGCAUAAAAAUAACUUAAGACACGAUUCACCAGCAAAGCUCUACGUUUUAAUUUUAUUUCACGAAAAGUACAGAAGUAAGAUUUUCUUUCGUGUUAGAGUCAGACCAAGAUAACUUGGCAGCUAUUUUGAUAGCCCAGACCGUGUACGGGUUAUGUUAAACCAAAGUUCUAUUAAAUUAUGACGUUUACUUGACACAUGCGCCGUCUGGGCUAUGUGGAGUUAAGGAAUGAAAUCUCCAUGUACCAAAAACCCGCGACCCGGACCCGGGUACGUCCUUAAACUACGUCCAAAAGAGAGCUAUGGGCAUUGUGAAUGUCAUCUCGCUUUGUGUGGUAGGGCACAGCACAGCGGAUGUCAUUCCAGAUCUAGAGCAGAGUCCAACUGGAGAAGUAACUCCACCUUACAGAAAACAGCAGCCAAAUAACACUAGACCCUGCUCAUAGUGUUGUGUUCCUGCCGGUGAGUAAGGUUGCCAGAGCUCAACAAGGGGGGGCAGGUUUAGGGUCGGCAACGCGCACGUAACUCCUCUGGAGUUACAGGCGUACAUAGGCUACGGAGACUGCUUACCAUCAGGCGGGCCGUAUGCUUGUUUGCCACCGACGUAAUAUAAAAAAAAAAGUACAAUACCGCUACAAUACCUAGAAUAAUUGAAAAAAAAACAAAUCAUAGACAGCGCACUUCACUCCGUCAAUAAAGCCUAGGUUCUUAGCUACUCUAGCGCUACUCUGGAGAGAUUUGGAACUAUUUAUAGCUGAGAGCUGGACUUUUGCAACAGUUCUACCAUAAGAGAUUUCACACCUUUUAAUUCCACGCUCCAUAGUCUGGACUAUCAAAAUCGCUGCCAACUUAUCUUGGUCUGACCAAGGUAGGUAUUUAACCUUUUCGCCGCCACGUCAAUGAAGUAAUAAAGUUUCUUGCCGGUCCAUAUUGGGAUACUCUCCUCCAAUUGAGGGGGGAUAUAAAUCUCAGGUCAGAGGUGUAUAGUCUAUUUUUUUAUCCCGUAGACUAAAAUGACAUUUCAUGUGUUGCUGGUUUUUUACGGCUUAUAAAUAGUGAUGUACUACAACCGGUACUAACCCAAAAUAAACUAUUGGGAGUUACUUAUAUAGACAUGUAACACUAUUUUGAGGCAUUUAGAAAGUUUGUAUCUAAGUCUAACUAAACACAAUAUUUCUUAUAUUUAAAAGCGAUUUUAUUGUAAGAUUAACAGUCACCUCGAAGCUCAUAAUGCAAUUUUUAAAUGUUUGAGUGGAUUAGUAGUGAGUAGAUUUUAUUUAUUAUUUACUUCCUAUUAUGUAGUGAGUAGAUUUCAUUAAUUGUUUAUUUUGGAUCUAAUAUUUAUCAGUUAUUCACAAACCGAAAUCAAAGAUCAGCACUCUGUUUUAAGCUGGUCACAUUAUUUCUGCGUUUGACAUUUGUGGUUGUCAUUUUAGUCUACGGAAUUAAAGAACAGACUAUAGGGUUAGAGCCGGUGUAGCUUUAUUUGACGUUCAUAAGCGCAUUGUAAUAUGCCUACUUGAAUAAUAAACUAUCUUUAUCUUUAGUGUCAUCAACGCCGUCAAAAAUUACACGACAAACCUAACCAAAACCACGACUUAAUAUGAAGUCGUGGCGUGUGGGGCACGAAAUGUUCUGACUUGAUAUCAAGUCAAUGGCGGCGAAAAGGUUAGGUCCAAAUCUUCGUUGUUUUUUGACGAAAAAAUGUGACGGAGUGUAGCUGUUUCAAUGACAUGUUAUUUUUUUUUAUCACGUAAAUUAUAAUCUACAGCUAGAAAGAGUUGCAAUAGCGCUCGACUUUAUUUAUUUAUUUGAUUUGUAUUUGGUCAGAAACAAGAUAUCGAAAAUAAUGUUGACCCAUACCUACGCUACAAUUUGAUGGGAUAAAUUGUAAAAUUAGCUUGAAUUUUACUAUGUUAUUAUAUAUGUGUACAUAUUUAAUGAACUCACCAAAAUUUUAGCUCAAAAUAUUUUUAUAUUUCUAACCUAAUACGUAUACUUUUCUGAUGAAUUAUGAAGAUUAAAAUGAUGAAGAAUUUCUCAGAGACAUUUAAUUUAUAUUUAGACAUGAUGUCAUUUGUAUGAAUACAAUUUUUAAUUUGUAAAAAGCUGUCAAUUUGAUGGGUAAAAAGCAAAACAAGGAAUACCAUAUAAAAUGAAAUUUUGAAGUACCUAUUUCAAAAAAUUAAAAUAUGAACAUAAUUAAAAUACAUAAAAAUGGGUCACUUUAUAUGGGGAUUCUAUGCAGUUUGACCUGUUUUUAUAUCUGUUGAUUUGCGUGUGUUAUAAACAUAGUAUUAAAAGUAUCACUGCCUAAAUCUAAAAUUCAGUUUUUUCUUAUGAGUAUAAUUCUUGUUAUUCACAUUAAGCAUUGUCGACUCAAAGCGCCAAAUAUCAAGUAAUAGAUUUAUUUCGAUUUCAACUGCGAUUUAAAAAAUGGACAAAAUAAAAAAUACAACUAAGGGCUUUCAUUCGUUCACAUUCGGUACACAAUGGAGAAUAAUUAAAUAUAAUUUGGCUAGGGACUGUCUCAUUUCAAACAUAAACAGAGAAAAUCAUACUGUCUUUGUCUUCGCUAGUACCAACAACUAAAAGAAAGGGACGAGUAUAGUUUUUUUUUCCACUGGCAAAUUAGAUUUUCCAGACUAGCGGAAAAAAAUAGGCUCAAUGAAGACAAUGUCCUUAAUUAUGUUUUUUUUUUAAAGUUUUUAACCAGUUUUUACAUUUCCGACUCAUUAUUUAAUUAAUGUAACUGCUUUACCUAGUUUAAGUUAGUAUUUUAAGUCAAUCAUAUAUAUUCUAUUGUCUUCCUGUCUUACAUGUUUACCCCUUGAAUCAGUAACUAGCAGCAAUAAGACUCAAUUUCUCAUACGUAAAUAUGCAGCGCUUUUUUUAAACAGUAAAAUCCUUUUAAGAAAAUUCUGAUGGGCCCACGUCAAAAACGCAUCUCAAGCGGGAAAACGUAUUUAUCGUACAGUCAGCGUCAAAUAGUUUGUAGCAACCAAAGUAGCCAAAUAGUUCGGUACACCAUAUAUUUAGUAUGGUGUACCGAACUAUUAGGCUACUUUGACUGCUACUAAGUAUUUGACGCUGACUGUACAUAUGGUACUACUGCUAUAUGUAUGGGCGCGCUUAACAAGUUAUACCAUCAGUCACGUCGAAUGAUGCGAACGAUGCGUCCCUAUGACAAUUCAUUUUUAUCACAUAUCAAUCUCCCUAGCCGUAUCCGAUAAUAGCGACUCCAUCAACAAUUCCUACCCGGAUUAUGAAAUGGUCUAAUGUAGCUCGCAAAACCAAACUUUGUCUUGAGCGGUCAUACGAUGUGUAAUGAAGUUGUCUAGUCGAGUUGCGUGGGCUUAGGUCGAGUCUUGCGGAUAUGAUGCUUAGCAUCUAGGUCAGCGGUUCUUAACUUGGGGGUAAAACCCGUAGGGGUAAAACUGGUAUUUUACGGGGGUAAUAAGCCCAAUUCAAGAUAACAAAAAUUAGCCCUGUAAGAAAGAAUAUUGAUAAUUAUUGGGAGGAGGGGUAAAAUCAGGUUCCCUAGUUAGUAAUAGGGGUGCAGAACUGAAAAGGUUAAGAACCACUGAUCAAGGUCUUCCAGACUCUGCUGCUUAAAUUGAUCUACUUUCUCAUGAACACUAGAACGCCAUUCCGAUCUUUGUAAUGCAAUCCCAGCAGUCAGUUGGUAUACCGCGAGCGACGAGGUGGUGUUUGAGAACAUCUUUAUGUCGCAGGUGCCCCCUGCUUAUGCUUUCCACAAGAGAGCUUCGAGUAGAAUACUGCUUUGGGCAAUCUCUUAUUCUGCCUUCUUAUUCCCCUUCUCUUUCUUAUUCACACGAUAUGGCUACACCACUCAUUUUAUAAGGAGUAGUUGUCACGAAAAAUGUGUGUAGACAUUUUAAAAAGAUUUAAAGGAACUGCCACGGGUAUCAUCAUUCGACGCGACAGGGUAGACACUUUCUACUGUACCUGCAACUUGUUUUGUGUGUAUUAUGUCACUUAUGUCCUAAAACAUCGUAUUAAGCGGGUGCAACUGUAUUCGAGUUAAGUUUACAUCUUUUUUUCUGGUUCGUCUAAAUGUAAACUCAUGUAGUUAAAUCCAUAGAAUAACAUUCCCUAAAAAGUUAAUAUUUUAUCGCGUAUAUCGGUUUUUUUUCCAAAAAUCUUUCGUACUUCCAUUAUGUUACCGUUAAAUAACACAAUAUGUGAAAUGGUAACAAAAUGGGAAAAUAAUUUUCCAUACAUGUUCAUGCAAAACGUGUAUAGAAAUCCCCGCUAUAUUAUUUCAUAUCUGUUUUUUUCUUAUACUAAAGCAAUUUUAUUACAUCACAAUAAUUGAUCUCGCUCAUCUCAUUCGUUGUAACUAUUAAACUUUAUAAAAAAAAACAAUGGUCGGUUACUUUAGUGUCAAUUAUUUUUUACACUAGUCAAAAUUUACUAUUGUCUUUUUACUUCUUCUUUUGAGGGAAAAAAUGUUGUAUUUACUUGUUCUUGCCUUUUUCGUGCUCACUAAACUUUAAUUUGUUGUUUAAUUUAAGAUUUGCCUUUUUAACAUUAGGUAUAUAUAUUGAAGAAAAAAAAACCCUAAAAUGCCGCUGUGGUUAUGGCUGAUAUUUUUAUAAGUUUUGAAUUAUCAAUGUUCCUGGAUUGGACAGCGGGAGGGAUAAAAAUAUAGUCAAUUCGUCUACUUUUCUUUUCAUAGUGUUACGAAUACUGCUGGUAAAGGUAAAAUUCUUAACAUAAUGUAAUUAUUUAAUAGGGAAUAUUACGCGACACCGCGGCACAAGAAAAUGGAAAUUUGGUUAUCUAACCUCUCUAUCACUCUUGCAUAUUCGAGCGAUGAAGAGGUAGAUAACUAAAUUUCGAUUUUCGCGUUUCCCGGUAGACUCUUUGUAAACAAACCGCCUAGAUGCAUCAAUGCCAUAUUUUAUUAUCUGCAGUGAAAACUUGCCAAAAAACAGUUUAAGGCACAGUAUAUACAAGUUACGUAGAGAUUUACGAAAGGUGCUAGUGCUGCACUCUGGCGGCAGAACAUGCAAUACUCCCUAUUAGAAGACGAAUAAAGGUAUUUUUUUUCAGUGCUACCUAGGCGUUAAAAAAGUAAAUGUAAAUUAGCAAGAACCAUACUAACGCUCAAAACUUUGCUGCUCAUGUAGUUUCGAACCAAAUUGUUUCGACUUCUAUUCAUUAACCAAAUUUAGAGUGCGUUAUAUUAAAAAUUGCCUAAGUAGUAAGAUUUUCGCAUUCUGUGCUUCCAGAAAAAGUAUUUUUUAAUCUGUAGAGACCUCUGAAAAAACAAAAAAUAAAUAACACACGUAUCAUAUCGCAAAUUCGAAAUAUGCUUGCCCGAUUUUUCAUUAGACUGAAUGCGUUUUUUUCGAUAACCGUUAAUUUUCGAACUUUUGAGAUAAACAUUUCGUAGAAGUAAUUGGACGUUAGGUUAGAAUUGGUAACCUUUCUAAAAAUCUGUAAAAAAAAACUAACCUUGGUGUCUCUUAGGUGAAAACGUAAUCUUGCGAAAAUCUUACUACUUAUUGUGGUAUCUAUAACGCACUUAAGUGAUAUCUCAACUAAGCUAAUUAUUUUAAAUGUAUUGUAAAUAUAUUAUUAAUAUUGUAUAGUCGCCAUUAUACACGUAAGACUUUAAUAUUAAGAAUUAUUGAAUAAAAUAGGCCAGUUAUAAAUAUAACUCUCUUUUCAUAUUAUGUUUCUAUACAUAAAUAAUGUAAUAAAUAUAUGGUAAUGAUUUAUACUAUAAGUGGUUUUACAGUACAUAUGGUGCUAGGAAUGAGCACUUUCCGUGUCUACGUCGAAAGUUUAAAGGGCCAUGUGUAUUGUAAAACGUUGUACGUUACACGCGCGAAUAGGUAAUUCGAAACUUGAAUUUGAAACAUUUUCUUCCGUCGUGUUUUAAUUUAUCACUAUCGUUGCGAAUUUCCUACUUUGCGCACUUGUAUCGUAAUAACUUGUAAAGGUUCAACUGCCAAAUCUGACUUAAGAAGAGAUAUUUUGGCCUGGAUUAGAGUAAGGCCUGGUAGGACGCUCGAAGCGGAGCGUUCAGCGGGGCGUGCAGCGUGGCGUCGGGCUCACAAGCGAUGUGAGCAGCAUGCAGUGCGGCCGCUCCUAUACGUCUGCAUUUGUUUAACUUGCACGCCGCACGCCCCGCCCCGCUGCACGCACAACUCUAGCGUCCACUCAGGCCUUACACUAACUCACCCGUUACUACUGAUUUGUAUCAGUAAUUAUUUUGUAACAUUCUUAUUUCUUUUACUUUAUAUGAACUUAACCCAUUACCGCCCAUUGUACCCACUUGGGUACACCUGGGUUACGGUGUUUGAUUCAAUUUUCUACUAACUAACAACAUUAGAAAAAUGGUGGGCACCUAAAGGUAAUGGGUUAAAAUGGUCCAAGACCAAAGGAUAUAUGCAGAGUGUAAAAAUCGUCUCGAUGUAGAAUAGUUGUGGUUCUGUCGUAUAAACAUAGUCGGCACAACUUUGUCAUAUAAAAUACUAUGUAUUUUGAAAAGUCGUUAUUCUUGUACAUUAUAUACAGUGCAACUUGAUAUUAUAAAUUAAUAGAGAAUAAAAUGUCUGUAAUCCAAA